This is a messenger RNA of Chaetomium fimeti, 1974 nucleotides long. RefSeq names its product Sodium/hydrogen exchanger family-domain-containing protein. The record is from RefSeq and is a predicted model, not a curated record. Lineage: Eukaryota; Fungi; Ascomycota; Sordariomycetes; Sordariales; Chaetomiaceae. Gene Ontology annotation, cellular component: early endosome; fungal-type vacuole membrane; late endosome. Bases 61 to 1974 code for a protein of 637 amino acids. The transcript is spliced from 2 exons. Gene Ontology annotation, biological process: proton transmembrane transport; sodium ion transport; vacuolar acidification. Gene Ontology annotation, molecular function: potassium:proton antiporter activity; sodium:proton antiporter activity.
GCAGGCGACGACGCCCCGAAGCAGGAGAACAACGCAUCAUGGGCCAUCUUCAUCUUGAUCAUGCUGCUCAUCGUGGCCUUCUGCACCAGCUACACCAUGCAGCAGAGGAAGAUCACAGCCAUACACGAAACCGUCGUCUCCAUCUUUGGCGGCAUGACCGUUGGCUUGAUCCUGCGUGUCUCGGGCUUCGACUCCAUCCGUGAUCUCGUCAACUUCAACUACCAGUACUUCUUCAACCUGCUCCUUCCGCCCAUCAUCCUCUCGUCUGGCUACGAGCUCCAUCAAGCCAAUUUCUUCCGGAACAUCGGCACCAUCCUGACCUUUGCCUUUGCCGGAACAUUCAUCUCUGCCGUUGUCAUUGGCGCGCUCCUGUGGCUGUACACGUCCAUCUCGCUCGAAGGUCUGGAUGUGUCGUGGGUCGAUGCCAUCUCGGUUGGCGCAACCCUGUCGGCAACUGACCCCGUCACCAUCCUGGCUAUCUUCAAUACCUUCAAGGUCGACCCGAAGCUGUACACCAUCAUUUUUGGCGAGUCCAUCUUGAACGAUGCCGUCGCCAUUGUCAUUUUCGAGUCGGCUCAGAGCGCAGGCACCAAAGGUGGGGGAAUCGGCAUCUGGAGCGUCCUCCACGGCAUCUGGUACUUCUUGUCCGAAUUCUUUGGCAGUUUGGCCAUCGGCGCCCUCAUAGGCGUCCUGACGGCACUCGGGUUGAAAUAUACCUAUGUCCGGCGGUACCCACACAUCGAGAGCUCGCUCGUGGUGCUGAUCGCAUACGCAACGUACUUUUUUGCUCAAGCCAUUGGCAUGUCCGGUAUCGUCGCCUUGCUCUUCUGCGGGAUUACGCUCAAACACUACGCCUACUUCAAUAUGUCCCGCCGCACCCAACUUACCACCAAGUACUUCUUCCAAGUCACUGCCCAGCUCUCCGAAAACUUCAUCUUCAUCUACCUCGGCUUGGCCCUCUUUACCGAGAAGAAUCUUGUCUACCAGCCCCUCCUGAUCAUCGUCACCGUCCUCUCCGUCUGCGCCGCACGCUGGCUCGCCGUCUUUCCCCUCUCGAAGGCCAUCAACUGGUUCAUCCGCUACCGCGCCCGCCGCCAGGGCCGCGAGGUUGCCGAUGAGCUGCCCUACAGCUACCAGGCUAUGCUCUUCUGGGCCGGACUGCGCGGUGCCGUCGGUGUCGCCCUGUCGGCGCUCUUCACCGCCAAGGAGACCCAGGCCUUGCAGGCCACCGUGCUGGUUGUCGUGGUCCUGACCGUCAUCAUCUUUGGCGGCACAACCGCCCGCAUGCUCGAAAUCCUCGGAAUCCGCACCGGCGUGACCGAGGAGAUGGACUCGGACGACGAGUUCGACAUCGAGGCCGUCGGCGGUGGCCUAUACAAGCGCGCCGACACCGCCAUCGGGUUCAACCCCCGCUCUCGCAACCGCGGGUCGGUGGUGCCGCUAGGCAACGUCGGCAACAGCUCCAACAGCCCCAGCGGGAGUAGGGAGCAGAACGGCGGGUGGGCAUCGGGCCACAGGUCGCCUAACACGGCGCCGCUCGUGCGCCAGGGCAGCAGCAGCCGGAGCCGGAACAAGAAGGCGAGCGGCAACCUGGACGACUACGAGCGGUCUGAGCUACUUGGCACGGCCUCCUCCGGGCGGGAUACCGACUCGGAGUUUGGCAGCGACAUCGAUAUCUCGGACCUGCCGCCGGCGGCGCCCGUGUCGAGGAGCCGGUCCCCGAUGCUCACUCCUGGCGGUGGUGGUGGUGCCGGUACGGAGGGUGGCGCUGGUCCGAGCAGGCAGGCUGUGCCAGGGGAGGGAGGGAGCGGCGCUGGUACGCAGCAGCCGCUGACGGCUACGGCUGCGAUUCGCCAGCUAUUCAGCACUGAGGAUCCGUCGGCGCUGUUUCGGCAGCUGGAUGAGGAUUAUAUCAAGCCGCAUUUGUUGUUGGAUGGGGGUAAUGCCAGGAAUGGGGGGAGUGGGCCGCACUGA